Messenger RNA from Prosopis cineraria, 1091 nucleotides. RefSeq lists its product as uncharacterized. The transcript is spliced from 2 exons. The record is from RefSeq and is a predicted model, not a curated record. Lineage: Eukaryota; Viridiplantae; Streptophyta; Magnoliopsida; Fabales; Fabaceae. The coding region runs from base 87 to 974 and encodes 295 amino acids.
UGGGUCUUGGCACAGGGUAGUUUGUAGCCUAAUAUAUUGGGCAUCAAUGUUAGGCAAUUUGGUGCAGGAACGAAAGAGGGAGAGAGAUGUCAAGUGGCAGGAAGAGCGAAAAGGCAGCAAUGAAGAAGACAACAACAUUGGUGGUGAAGAAAUCAGCAGCAGCAGCAGGAGCGGGCGAGUAUUUGGUGGCGAGAAAGGCAGGAGGGAGGGUGGAAUUCCCGACAUCCCCGGAAGCAAUAUUUGGGGAAGAAAUAGUGAGCUUCAGUCACCCACAGCACCCUCUGGUGCAGCUGGAGCAGCCUGAGCUGUAUACAUGCGCAGGCUGCAAGGAGUACGGAUCGGGCAAGAGGUUCGCUUGUCAACAAUGUGAUUUUCAGGUGCAUGACUUCUGUGCCCUGGCUCCUCCCGUCCUCAAGGCCCACCCCUUCCACUCCCACCAUCUCAUCUUGUUCCAUUCAAAACCAGUGAAAGGCGGAAUCACGAAAUCGAAAUGCGAUGUGUGUGGGAAACAGAGCAAGGGUUAUGCGUUCACAUGCAGUGCGUGUGGGUUUAUGAUGCAUCCCUGCUGUGCCAUGCUCUCCACGGAAAUCGAGUUCUCGGGCCAUCCUCACACCUUAAAACUCCUACCUGCAGCCGCCGGCUCAAACGGCGACUCCGGAGGUGGUUUUGUGUGCGGCGAGUGCAGGAGGAGAAGAUCGGGGCGAGUGUACCACUGCACCGUGUGCGAUUAUCAUUUGCAUGCUGUGUGCGCCAAAAAUAUGAUGAACGGUCUGCAAGCCAAUGGAAUCAAGGGCCCGGAGAAGAGCAGUGUGCUGGGCACAGCGGCCCGCCUUGCUUCACAGGUCGUCGUCGAGUUCAUCGGAGGCUUGAUUGAGGGUCUUGGCGAGGGCAUGGGGGAAGUCCUCGUCCAGAAUGUCUCCCGAGGCAAACCUCCUCUUCCUUCUGCUCAUCCAACUUCAUCUUCUCACUCUUAAUUUUCCCUUCCCAACAACAACCUAUCCCCAGCAAAUCUUGCUUCCUCCCACUUUCCAUCAUUAUUAUGAUUGAUAUAUAUUGCAUGUCCCUGAAAUUAAUGUUUUAGAAGUUUUAAA